AUGGCAGACUCUAAGGGGAUGGAGCAGCCUAAGUUCUCCCCCUUCGCUUGCCAUGCCGACAAGAAUCGUAGGGACGGGAUAAGGCUGCUUCGUGUGAAUGGGCGACUUCUCUGUCACUUCUACAUGAAGGGAGAAUGUCCUCACGGAGAGAAGAUGUUGCAUCUCCCUAAGGAAGAGCGACCGGCAUGCCCGAACUUCGUAGCAUGCGGAGUGUGCAAGUUCGGGUCGCAAUGUUGGUACCCCCACUCAGCUGCUGCUCGCAAGAGAGACAUGAAGGUCAACCUCGCUGUCCAGGUCCAGGGAACCCACUAUCAGCGCAUGCUGGACUUUUUCAACGAGCUAGAAACGUGCGAUGUCGUGGAGACAGGACAGCUGGCGGCAGGCAAGAAGACGGUGAAAGUGAUUCUGCUGCAAGUAGACGAAGAUCCGAUAGCGUUCGCUCAUCAGCAUUUCAUACGGAGCGAAAGGAUGAGGUCGGCAGUAGCUCGUGUCUAUCAUGUCUACAAGCAGUCGCAAGACCUCCAUCAAGUCCUUCAGUCUGGUGGAGACCAACACCUAUGA
This is a messenger RNA of Guillardia theta CCMP2712, 561 nucleotides long. RefSeq lists its product as hypothetical. The transcript is spliced from 7 exons. The coding region runs from base 1 to 561 and encodes 186 amino acids. Gene Ontology annotation, molecular function: metal ion binding. The record is from RefSeq and is a predicted model, not a curated record. Lineage: Eukaryota; Cryptophyceae; Pyrenomonadales; Geminigeraceae.